AUGAAGUUGCCGUAUGAAACUUUGUUCCUGUUUCUGUGCACUUUCGGGUACGUGAACGCGCAAUGUUUGGAUCUCCCAGGAACUGUCUACAUAUCGGACACCGACGUUGAAACAAGCGUCAUUUCUAAAACGACGACGGCAGUGGAGGUCACCGGUCUGGAUGUCAUCGUCACUAACGAAGCCUGUGAUAUCGGUAAAGCUGCGAAGUACUUCAGUUACAGCAUUAACGAAAAAACGUUUGAUUUGUACACGACAAAAGAAUUUGCUAACGUCGACGAGGAUGCCUACACGAAUGGAAAAAAUUUAACCAUAACUUUAAUAUUCACCUUAAAAUGCGAAGACGGAACGACAACGGCAGCUCCGAUGGUGGUGUCGAUUGGUGAUACGAACAAUCACGAUCCUAGUUUCCUAAAUGAUCGAUAUGAAUUCAAUGUGGCCGUACCUGUAAUGCCCAAAACCGAUUUUUCGGUUUACGGUGAGCCGAUUGAGGCGGAGGAUAUCGAUUUUUCCAACGAAAUGGUGUCCUUCAGCGUCGAACCGAAUGAUUUUACAGUGAAAUCGAUUCAGACCGGAAACAAAACCUUCAAGGCGGUUUUCAGCUCCAAAAGAUUGAUACAAUUUACCGAUGACGUCGUCUAUACGAUCACUGCCACGGAUUCCGGCGUCAACCCAGGCCCCAGAUCGGUCAAAACUAUUGUAACAUUGAGCGUGGACAAAGAAAACAGCCUGGACAAUCCUUCUUUUUCAAAAGCGAAAUACACCAUCGCGUAUUCGGAGGUUUCCGGUUCUCCAAUUUUGACCCCCGAGGAAGUUAUUACCGCUUCAACCAUCAAAAUAGGCGACAUAACUAAAGUCAACCUAGACGGCGACUAUGCAAGUUAUUUUAAGGCUCAGAAUGAAGGCAAUAUUUUUACCAUUACCUGUGAAGGCUGGCCCGACGAAUCUGAAAACAUGGUCAUUUUGACGCUUAGCUUCGAGACUGAUUUCGUUGCUAGUGCCACUUUACUGAUAACGAGAGAUAACGUGGACAUGGAUACACCAACUUUCGAAAAUAGUUAUUACACGUUCAGCUACACACUUGAAGGAGAUAGCCCGACACUUGUGCCUACAAGUGGAGAUGUUACCGUCCAAACGAAAAAGCCUGGCAGCAUUACUAACUUAACUUUAAAUGGAGACUACGCCGAAUAUUUUAAGUGUUCUCUUGAAAGCGACUCCAAAAUAACUAUCGACGCAACCACUACUCAGUUGCCCUCAGAUACCGAAACCCCCGUAGUUUUAACGUUGAGCUUGGAAACGGAUGCUAUAGCUUCCACGAUUCUAGUUGUAAACGUCGAAGACCAACCUACGGAUCAACCGACUUUCACGGAAUUAUAUUACGAGUAUAACUACAAGCAAAAUAGCGAUGUUCCUUCGCUGGAAGCUACCAACGGACCUCUCUCAGUGGUUACCGACAAGCCGGAGCAGAUAACUGAGGUCGCGUUGAAAGGAGAAUACCAGGAAUAUUUUUUUUUGACACGAGAAUCGGAUCAAAAGACCAUUACGAUAUCCGCCACAGAAGACAAAACGUUGCCGACUAAUGCUCCAAAUCCAAUCAUCCUAACCCUUAGCCUUAAAACUGACAACCUAGCAAGUGUUCCGAUAGUUAUUUCUACAGAAAACGCAAAUGUAGAAGAAGAUGUGCCAGUUUUUUCAAAAUUGUUCUACAUGUUUGAAUAUUCAGAGUCUAAAGGAUUACCAAUACUGAUACCUCCUAAUGAUCUGAUCUCUGUGUCGACCGAAAAAUCAAACGAUAUAUCAGAAAUUAACUUAGACGGAGAUUAUAAGGAAUAUUUUGAAUGCCAUCAAGAAGAGGAUAAUGUUACACUCACGGUUACUUUGAAGGAUAAACCAUUGCCUUUCGAUGUUGUGGGUCCCAUUGCAUUAACGCUGAGUCUCAAAACAGAUAAAACUGCCAGCGCGGCAAUCAUAAUCUCCGUGGAACAUGAAGCAACAGCGGAUGAAGACGUGCCGGUAUUCUUAGAAUCGUAUUAUGUAUUAACAUAUACAGAAAAAGAUGAUAUUCCAAAUCUAACCCCACCAGCAACAACGAUAUCCGUAGUUACUAAAAAGCCUCAAGAUAUCGAAGACAUUACGUUGACUGGCGAUUAUAAUGAAUAUUUCCAAUGCAUGCAAGAGUCAGAUAAUAUUACAUUCACAAUUGCUCUGAAAGACAAACCAUUGCCGUCCGAUGUUGUCACCGCAGUGGUCUUAACAUUGAGCCUAAGAACUGAUCACGUUGCCAAUACCACCAUAAUUGUGUCAGUGGAAACUAAGACUGAAGAAGAUGUGCCUGUUUUUUCAAAAGCGUCCUACAUGUUCACGUAUUCGGAAUCUGGAGGAUUACCAAUACUGACUCCUCCUACUGAUGUCAUCUUUGUUGUCACUGAAAAACCCAACGAAAUAUCGGACAUCAGCUUAGAAGGAGAUUACGCGAAGUAUUUCGAGUGGCAUCAGGGGGACGAUAAUAUAACAUUUACAAUCACGUUGAAGGACGAACCUCUUCCAGAGACCACAGCCAGUCCAGUCGUGCUAACAUUAAGCCUUAAAACUGACAACGUCGCCCGCGUUGUGAUACUCGUCUCCAUAGAAAACGCAACCGCACUAGACAUUGAUGUUCCCGUGUUCUCCAAAGCGUUUUAUACUCUUACUUAUUCCCUAUCAACAGAAGUCAUAACAUCCAGCGAUACGAUUUCCUUGGUGACAGAAAAACCAAGCGACAUAUCAGAAAUUCGUUUAGAAGGAGAGUAUGAAGAUUACUUUAUCGUUACCCACGCGGAAGAUGCGAAAACGUUCGAAAUUUCAGUGAAAGAUGAAAAACAGCUACCGUCGAAUGCACCAAGCCCAGUACUCUUAACACUAAGUGUCCAGACAGACCGUGCAGCCAGUGUCGCCAUAGUCAUAGCAAUAGAUGGAUCGACUGAAGUGGUAGUGGACGUGCCCGUGUUCACGCGAAGCUUUUACUCUUUUAAUUACUCCGAGAAGUCAUUGGCACCCCACGAUGGACCGAUCUACGUGGUGACCAAAAAACCAGAUAGCGUUACCGACGUUCAAAUCGAUGGAGACUACGCGAAAUACUUUUCCUACAAGCAAGGCGAAAACGAAACAAGCUUCAUCCUCACGCUAGAAGUUGAUCUACCGUCCGAUGUGGAAAGUCCGAUUACGCUAACGUUCAGUGUGACAACGGACACAACCGCUAGAGUAAUCCUUAUCGUUUUUGUUGGUAACGACUCGCCCGAGAUAGAUAUAGAUAUUCCAACGUUUUCCCGGUCAUACUACUCCUUCACCUACACUGAAAAUGAUGGAAAAGCUCUGCUUGCCUCUAACGACGGUGAUGUCACGGUAACGACGCAAAAACCUGAUAGUGUUAGCGAUGUGAAGCUGUUGGGAGAUUACCGGGAAUAUUUCGCAAUAAAAGUGGAUAAGACGACAAUAACAUUAACUGUCUCGCGAACUCUGCCAAAUAACACACCCACGCCCGUGAUUUUGAUGCUGACCUUGAAGACUGAUGUCGAGACGAGCGUGAACUUCAUCGUGAACAUCAAGAAUGAAGAUUCAACCCCACAGUUUAGCAGCCCUUACUUCAUCGGAACUUACAACUCAACCACCAAGCAGAUCGACAUGGAUGACAAAAUCGAAAUAACAGGGAAUCCAACACUGAAAAUAUCCGAGGACUCUGGCUGUUCGUCGUACUUCGAUUUGGUAAAAGACGGCAGUGGAUAUCGUUUAGCUGUCACCAAAGCUUUACCAUCGGACGUACUAGAACAAUCUAGUUUAGUUCUAGUUGUGGUCGCCCGGUUAAAUGGAAAGGACGUCGCAUUCGCGACAGUGGUCAUUAAUCUGCCUGUUGAAUCGAUGCUGCCCCCUAGUGAAUCCGACGACAAAUCCUCAACCAUUACGGCUUAUAUGAUAACCGUUAUAGUUCUGUGCAUUGUGCUGACCAGUAUAAUAGUGGCGAUGAUUUUGCUGUGGUAUUUCAAAAUUAGGAAUACGAGUUACGUGGAGCUCGAGGAAACUUCAAGCGGCAACACAAAUUUCGGCAAAAAAAACUCAAACGUAAACAUUGACGACGUGAUAAGAAGACCGACUGGAUAUCCGUUCGGACCACACGGGGAUGCGACGUACACCGUGUCCGGAGAGGAAACGGCCAACGAGUAUGACAUUCCGAAUGACCCUGAACUCAACAAAGGGAAAAGGGUGGCCUUCGACAACGUGGUUCAAAGUAUAGAUGUGGACGUCGAUAGAGAACUUUCUGAAGGCGGUAACAAUCUCCCGCGUAGGCGUCCGACGGGUUUUGUUUUUAACCCCCCUCCACCGGAAGAGGACACUGUUAGCGUAGACAAUCCAAUCUACAAGAGCGAGUAUGAGAUUCCAAUAGAUGCUGGGCAAAACAACAUCCUUUAUGCUGAGGCCGACAGUGACAGGUUAAGCAAAAUAGACGCCAGUUCAAACGGGCUGACGUUCGGAUAUCCGAUGGAAGAGGGUCUCUACGAAACAUCGGAUUCGCUAGGCAUAGACAAGGAGAGAAAAAAAUCGGUCGCGUUCGACGACAGAAUCGAAAGAAUGCAGAUAGAUGCGGUGAAGGAUGACGAGGAUGAAAUAAGCGACAGCGAAAACUUAGACAGGGCCAUCUAAACAGAUUUAAACGUUGUAAAUUAAGUAUUGUUAAUAAACGUUAUUUUUCUACGUCUCCGAUUUUAUCAUAGUUUGGUGAGUACGUGCGUUUUUUAAUUGUAAAACUCGCAGAAUUAGAUCACUUCGAUAUUUAGUUUAGUAUAUCUGUUCGUGAUUAUCUCGGGAAACUUCAAGUGGCUACUGACAUAUUUGCGGUGUGACAUGAAUUGUUUGUAUUUAAA
Cylas formicarius (sweet potato weevil) is the source of this 4892-nucleotide messenger RNA. RefSeq lists its product as uncharacterized. The coding region runs from base 1 to 4671 and encodes 1556 amino acids. The transcript has 19 exons. The record is from RefSeq and is a predicted model, not a curated record. NCBI's taxonomy places the organism in Eukaryota, Metazoa, Arthropoda, Insecta, Coleoptera, Brentidae.